Cebus imitator (Panamanian white-faced capuchin) is the source of this 1853-nucleotide messenger RNA. RefSeq names its product translation initiation factor IF-2-like. The record is from RefSeq and is a predicted model, not a curated record. The transcript has 4 exons. Lineage: Eukaryota; Metazoa; Chordata; Mammalia; Primates; Cebidae. Bases 1 to 1473 code for a protein of 490 amino acids.
AUGGUUUAUUUGGUAGAAGAGGAAUGUAAACUCUACAUACCCCUCCUAUCCCUUGGGGAUCAAUUAAAGUGGUUGUAUCCAAAAUCAGUUAAUGAGGGGCCGCGCGGCCCAAUUCCACCAUCUACCCGAAGCCCACAAUCCUGGCACACGGCCGCUCUAGCCAGUAGUCAGCCACGUGCGCCCGGGUUCUCCUCUUGGCCCUUCAGCGGGCCCGGAGCCUCCAAGGUCGCCGUAGCAACCGGGUGGUCCCUCUCUCGGUUCCCCAGCGCCCAGCAGAGCAGUCCCGACCGCCGCGGCGGCGGCGGCGGCGGGAGCGAGCGGCCUCGGCCCCUCCCGAGAGAGGGGGCAGCGCGACCGUGGGCUGCGGGCGCCGCCUCUGCUCUGCUGCAUCGGUGGCUGGGCGCUCCGCUCCGCUCUGCCGGGCUGGGAUCCGGACCCCGAGCGCGCCUCGCUGCCUUCCCCUUCUCCUCUGCUGCCGCCCCGUGGGCAGCUUCUCCAAGCAAGACGCGUGUUCGAUCCUCCGUCCCCGCGUUUACGGAUUUCCGGGAGCGCAGAAUUUUGCCUCGGUCCCUACGAGCAUCUCUCGGCCUCUCUCCCCCUCCCCUCGCGACUCCCCCACCCCGCGCGCGUGCGCACGCCCGCGUGCCUCCAGCCGCGGAGUCUCCAGCGCCCCUCAGCAGAUCCCGGCUCUCCCAGGCGCCGCUACUCACACAGGCUUCCAGCCGCCACGGGGCGUCCUCUGUCUGCUGCAGCGGCGGCGACGGCGGCGGCGGCGGCAGCGGAGGGAACGCAGCUCCGGGGCCCGCAGCAUCCCUGGGGCGUCCGGGCUCCGAGCCGGGGUCUUGUGGUCUCGCCCCCGCCAGGGCACCUGGAUCUAGACUGGGAGAGGAGUGGGCGAGGGGGGAGGGGAGUGGAGCUAGAGGUGAAGCUGGUAAGGAGGGGUGCGUGGACGCGUGGGGGCUUCGGUGCAGCCCCCACACUCUUCCCCGCUGUGCCCUGGCUCAAGCUCCGUCACUUUUACUAGCUCGGGGGUGCCCCGCGCCCCAGACAGCUGUUCUUCGCUCUCCCAGCCGUCCGCCAGCCAGUGUCGGCUCCGGGCUCCGCGCCCGCCGCGCGCCAGUCACCUCCCCUGCACCUUGGACAGCGCACCCCGCGCCAGUCGCCCCCAGCGGGCGUCGCCCCGGGGACCCGGUCCUGCCCGCGCAGUGCUCCCGCUGCCCUCUUCUUUCCAGGUUGUCACCCUCCCGCCCUGCAUCCCUGCUCCUCCAGCGGUGGCGGACUCCGCUCUGCUGCGGGCCGGAAACUUUCCUCCCCGCCUGGUCUGCGCUGGGUACUAUUGUUGUUAUUUGUGAUUGUCCCCUCUCCCGGGGAGCUCGGACACCUUGGACAGGUCUUACUCGGCGGGAGCGCGCCCAGCCAGGCCCCGCGCGAGGCAAAGGAGGCACUGAGGCAGCCGGACUCGGCCGCUGCUAAGGUGCAGAGCUCGUGCCUCGGCCCCUGGACGCCGGUCGCCUCCCCGCCUCUCCGGACCCGACACGUGCGCGCCUCCCACGGACGCGGCCCCUCCCAAACCACCCCACGUCCUCCCCCUGCACGGCCACAGCCACCCCAUAGGUUGGACACCCGGGGCUCUCGAGUCCUGAUUGGCUGAAGGCGUAAGCCCGCCCCCUUUCGGAGGGGGGUGGUUCUGGAGUGUUGUGGUUGUCAUCCCGCGGCGAGCACAUGGGGAAAGUGGGGUCGACAGGUGGGCAAGCCCAGCUCUGUGGAAUCCCUGCGUCUCACUGUAUAGCCACUGAGCCACGCUCCUUCACCCAAAUACACUCCUGCUUCUCUCUUUUUCUCCCUCAAUCUUU